AUGUCUAGGGGUCCUUCUGACGAGCAGCAGUUCGAGGCGUUUGAGAUUGGCCACAUGGUGUUUCUCGUGCUAGACUAUAAUCAGCCGAAUCCUCUUUUCCGCGCCCCUAUCGGCGAUUCGCCUAAGAAUAUUCUGGACAUUGGAACUGGUCAAGGAAGUUGGGCUAUUGAUGUUGCCGAUCUCUAUCCGUCUGCUAUCGUCCGUGGCGUGGAUAUCUUCCCCCCGCCCGUGACAUGGAUGCCUCCGAACUGCGUCUUCGAAGUGGAUGAUGUGCUUCGCGAGUGGACAUGGACAGAGUCGUUUGACUUUAUCCAUAUGCGCCUAAUGUAUGGCGCCUUCCCCCUUGAGGGAUGGGACCAGCUAUAUAAACAAGCUUACGACGCCCUCGAACCCGGUGGCUGGAUCGAGCAGAUGGAAUUUGACGUGCGAGUCUCCAGCGAUGACGAUACCUUGAAGAAAGAACACCUGCUAUGGGGGUGGGGCGCCAUGUUUAUUAGAUGUGCCGAGCGAGCCGGACGAUCACUUAGAACCCAUGAAACGAUGCGCAGCGCAAUUGAGAGAGCCGGGUUCGUGGAUCUGCAAGAGGAAAAGUACAAAAUCCCGUUAGGUCCUUGGCCUAAGGAUAAGUUACUGAAGGAGGUUGGACACCUCCAGUAUGCCCACUGGAACGCCGCUCUAGAAGGUUGGGCGAUGUGGCUUCUCACCCACUUUGGGGAGCCAGAGCCGUGGUCGAACGAGGAGGUGCAAUUGUUCCUGGCUAAAGUGCGCAUGGAGUUGAAGGACCCGUACAUUCACGCCUAUAACCCUGCGAACCGCGUCUGGGCAAGAAAGCCUACCAAGGAGGAAUUGAAAGCGAAGGAGGCAAAUUUCAAAGUCGAGACAUCGCCGUAA
Messenger RNA from Penicillium arizonense, 891 nucleotides. RefSeq names its product class I SAM-dependent methyltransferase. The transcript has 7 exons. NCBI's taxonomy places the organism in Eukaryota, Fungi, Ascomycota, Eurotiomycetes, Eurotiales, Aspergillaceae. The record is from RefSeq and is a predicted model, not a curated record. Gene Ontology annotation, molecular function: methyltransferase activity. The coding region runs from base 1 to 891 and encodes 296 amino acids.